AGGGGAUCCCCGCCAGGGGGCGGCGCGCGGGGCGGGGGAUGUCCAUGUUUGGGAGGCGGGCGCGUCACUCCCCUUAUAUGGGCAGUGUCGUCACGGCCCGGCCUCCCAUUCAUAUAAAUGCCCGGGGCGCCGGCCGGGAUUCCCUGCCCGGGCUCGGUGCGGCCCCGCGGUGCCUCCGUCCCUCCCGUCCCGUCCCAUCGCCGCCGGCUCCGCGCUAGCACCGGGUACCCUCCUGCCGCUCUCUCCGCUCCUGCCCCGGCUGCGGCGGGGCGCUACCCUCGGCCGGCAUGAAAGUCACGUCCCUCGACUGCCGCCAGCUGCGGAAGCUGCUGCGGAAGGAGCCCUCCCGCUGCCUGGUGCUGGACUGCCGGCCCUACCUGUCCUACUCGGCCUCCUGCCUCCGCGGCUCGCUCAACGUCAACCUCAACUCGGUGGUGAUGCGGCGGGCCCGCGGCGGGGCCGUGCCGCUCCACUUCGUGGUGCCCGACGCGGCGGCCCGAGCCCGGCUGCUGCCGGGCGCCGAGGGGGCGGCGGGGGCUGCGCGCCUGGCGGCCGUGGUGGUGCUGGACCAGGACACGGGCCACUGGCAGAAGCUGAAGAAGGACAGCACAGCCCAGAUCGUCCUCAACGCCCUGCUCUCCAGCCUGCCGGAGGCCGGGGCCAGGGUCUGCUUCCUGAAAGGGGGAUAUGAAACCUUUAACUCUCAAUAUCCUGAGUGCUGCGUGAAUGGAAAACUCAUUUCCCCAGAGAGGACGGAAGCAGAGAGAAACCUUUCCAGCCACUGUGAGAAGCAGAGUGCCAACCACAAACCUGCUUAUGACCAGGGUGGUCCAGUUGAAAUCCUGCCUUUUCUCUACCUUGGUAGUGCCUACCAUGCUUCCAAGUGCGAGUUUCUCGCUAACCUGCACAUCACAGCCCUGCUAAAUGUCUCCAGGAAAAGCUCAGAGUCCUUCAAAGACCAGUAUUGCUACAAGUGGAUACCAGUAGAGGACAGUCACACAGCAGACAUCAGCUCUCACUUCCAGGAAGCCAUAGACUUCAUUGAUUACGUCAGGCGAGCGGGCGGCAAGAUCCUGGUGCACUGCGAGGCGGGGAUCUCGCGCUCCCCCACCAUCUGCAUGGCCUAUCUCAUGAAGACAAAGAAGCUGCGCCUGGACGAAGCCUUUGACUACAUCAAGCAGCGCCGGAGCCUGAUCUCACCCAACUUCGGUUUCAUGGGCCAGUUGCUGCAAUAUGAGUCAGAGAUCUUGUCUUCCACCCCCAGCCCCCCUGUCACCUCGUGCAAGAGAGAAGCUGCGUCUUUCUUUGCAGAGGAACUGACUUUAGGCAAAAACUUUGAGGGCUCGUGCUUUGCCUUUCCUACCUCAGUGUUGAGUUCCGUGCCCAUCCACUCUCCUGUGCACCAGCUGAAGCUCAGCCCAAUGACGGCAUCUUCAUCCUGCUGAGCACUGUGGGGAGCCUGGAGCUGAUGUGGUCCUGAUCCAAACUGUGAUCCCCAACAAGAACAUUUCAUGAAUGUGCAAUAGAGAAACUUCAUCCACUUACUCUGAGAUGGAGUGGUUGUCAUGGGUCAUACUUCCCAUAUGCUGUGACUGUAAGAUGCAAGAGGUCUAAGCAUGGCAGGUUUUCUGAACUUUUAUUGUCCUUUUUUUAAGAAAUACAAAGUGCUUUUUUAGGGUUUUAACCACACAAUGUGCACCCACUACUGUAUUUCCAGAUUCCUGGGGAACAAUGAGAAAUCCAUUUAGUAUGUUCUCAGUUCCCAUUUCUUCCAAUCUUAUUUUUGAAAAGACCCUCACUUAAAGCUUCAAGCAAUAAACAGCAGCAGCAGGGAAGCAAGCAAAAUGAAAAGCACUACCUUUGCAACCACAGAGGUGGCGAGAGUGAAUAUUUGUUCAAAUCCUUCUCUGGCUUUCCUCCUCCCCUCUCCUGUGUCAUGUUUCAGGUAGCAAAGGGCUGGAGUGGGGAGAGGGAGCACCUUUUCCAGGACACUGCUGCACAACCAGGUGAACAUCCCCUCUUGUGCUCCAGCCUCCGAAGUGUCAGGUAUUGUCCACAGUGUAACUGGAUACCAACCCCCCCGCCAGUGGGUCCAUUCAGGUGUGGCAUUUCCUGUACUUCUGUAUUUGCCUUUGUACUGGAUGUGCUUUUAAGUAAAGCAGGGACUUGCGGUCUAUCAGCUACCCUGCUGAGCUAUUAUCCUCUUAUCUGUUUUUUUAAGAACAGCCCUAGAAUACUUGAAUGUCUCAACAAUCCUCAUCCCAUCCACUUCCCAACUGUAAAACACUGUAACUGCUGGACUUCACACCAAAAAAACCUGACAAGCUUUCAGCUCCAAAACAACUUUUUCUCCAUCCCUUCCCAAGUGUUCUCACUGUGUAUCGUGUAUGGUCAAGUGGUCUUUUCAGUGUUAUGUGACUUGCUUAGAGUGUGUGGUCACCUCUAGUCAGCCUUUGUCCAGAAAAAAUUAUUUCUGUCUUGCUCACAUUGGCUUCUGUGUCCACAGGGAGUUCAGAAUGAGUGUCUCUGUCUGUUGACCUUUUUAGUAUUUUUUAAUAUGUAAUAUGUAUGGGAAAUGGCAAUAAUUUCCAGGAGAUCUCGUGAAUGUGAAAAAAAAAAAAAAACUGCAAUGGUUUUUAUGGUGUGUAAAAAAUAAUAAAGUUAAAAAAUGCCAGGAAAAUAAAGCUGUUGUACUUG
Molecule: messenger RNA, 2697 nt
Organism: Pyrgilauda ruficollis (rufous-necked snowfinch)
Lineage: Eukaryota; Metazoa; Chordata; Aves; Passeriformes; Passeridae
Gene: DUSP5
Product: dual specificity phosphatase 5
Exons: 4
Coding region: 288-1445 (385 amino acids)
Biological process (GO): negative regulation of MAPK cascade; protein dephosphorylation; endoderm formation
Cellular component (GO): cytoplasm; nucleus
Molecular function (GO): protein tyrosine/threonine phosphatase activity; MAP kinase tyrosine/serine/threonine phosphatase activity
Source: RefSeq, a predicted model, not a curated record